AUGACUCAACAAGGCUCUUGUAUGACAACAAGAUACAUCAUCAAGGACAUGGCCACUCUACAAGCACUUCCAAUCGAGCUGCUAGAAUAUAUCUGCCAGGCACUUGGCGGCCACGAACUACGUCAAGGCAAAGGCAUACCAAGACUAACACUCUUCCGAAAGUGGUAUACAGCAGCCAAACCAGUCUUCCUAACAGGACAUGAUCUCGAGACCAUCCGGAUCUACGGAAAUACACUACCAGAACUGCACAAUGGCAAAAGGAGCCCAACGGGAGACCGGUCUCUCAUGCACGAGCACACUCGUAAACUGCAUCUCCGUAUCCCUGGCUACUGGUGGGACGAGGCCUCGUCUCGGGAAUUCGAAGAUCUCGUGACUAAUGAAGUCGAAGAUACCAGUUUAUACGACUUCUCCGGGCGGGGAGAAGCCCAAGAUGCUGCACCUGAGGGCACGAUCUCACCCAUAACGGGGGUCCUGCACAACGAACCUUGGAAAGGAUGGCGAGCCCGGGUCAUAACACCAGCCCUCAAUGAACUGUACGCCGACCUUGAGAACUUCUCCACGCUCAAAACCUUCGUUUUCGAAGCAUGGCCAGCCAAGGGCAUCACACCACCGUAUAUCUACGCCAGCACUAUCCGUACUCUUUGUCAGCAUCUACCUCUGAGCCACGACUUGACGGACCUGACUCUCGAUAUCUUCGGAUUCGGUAUUGUUCGCACCGGAGGGAGCAACCACGGCUGCGAAAGCGGUACAUGCCGAUCACUUGGCUCUAUCUGGCCACGCGUGAAGCAUGUGCGGAUCAGGCUCAAGCGGUACUGCGAAGUCCUCUUCUCCACAGCUCAGACCCUCAGCAAAACCGAUAUCCGCUGCCACAGCUUCAUUCUCAAGUUGCACCAUCCUGCACUCGAGGACCAGCCACAAACAUCCCAGCACUGUGUUCCAGGGGGCUAUAUGACAAGCCACAAACUACCCGACAUCAUGGUCACAUCAGCUCAGAAGUAUCUCUCGUGGAUCUCCGCUGACGCAGAUCAAGCACAUGCAGCUGGGGCGGAAAUUGUACUCCCCACGCUCAUGCGUGUAUCUUAUGCACGGUCCGCUAACAUUGUGACUGCCGACUGUCUCACCAUGCGGGUCCUCAGCCAACUAGAAGAAUUCUUCGUGUAUGAGGACGAUGGUAUGCCGAGCUGGUACGAGACGAGAAAGGAUCUUGUAGAUUGUGGUGAAUUUCUACCAUGCGGGAAGAAAGCGAGACGGACGUGA
Messenger RNA from Recurvomyces mirabilis, 1257 nucleotides. RefSeq lists its product as uncharacterized. The transcript is spliced from 2 exons. The record is from RefSeq and is a predicted model, not a curated record. NCBI's taxonomy places the organism in Eukaryota, Fungi, Ascomycota, Dothideomycetes, Mycosphaerellales, Teratosphaeriaceae. The coding region runs from base 1 to 1257 and encodes 418 amino acids.